CAAUAAAGCUCCGUAUCCUUUAAAACGUUCGUAACGAAUACCUGUUUAGAAGCGUUCGAAUAAUAGUUUAUUUUUAUUUCAGACCUGAAUUGGAAAAAAAAACUGCCCUCAGGCGUAAUUCUCAAACCUGCGUAAUAUUAGAAGCCUAUUAACCUCUAUUGUAAAAUCUACAAACCUAAUUGGAGUAUAAUGGCUUAUCCGUUUCACGUUUCUUCCUCUUCUUUCUUUCUUUUGUACUGAAACAUUAGAACUUGGGAAAUAUCCAGGGUUCGAUGUACGGCAUGCCUGGCGAUGCACCUCAAGUUAAUCCUGAGGUUCAACAAUGGUUCGCUGCGGUUGAUCGAGACGGCAGUGGAAAGAUUACAGCUUCUGAACUACGAGCUGCUUUGGCCAAUGGACAGGGCGGUUACUUUUCAGAUACCGCCUGCAAACUUAUGAUCAGUAUGUUUGAUAAGGAUAAAACUGGCACCAUAGACAUCAUUCAGUUUCAAGCAUUGUAUAAUUAUAUAAAUGCAUGGCUUGGUGUUUUCCGGGGUUACGAUCGUGAUAAUUCUGGUACCAUUCAAGAAAAUGAACUGUCCGCAGCUCUGACACAAAUGGGCUACCGAUUCAGCCCUGAAUUUAUCAAGUUUCUGAUACAGAAAAGUGAUCUAAGCAACCAUGAAAGCAUAACCAUUGACCAAUUUAUAGUCCUCUGCGUACAAGUUCAGAGGUUUACAGAUGCCUUUCGAGUAAGAGACUCGGAUCAAACUGGAACGAUUUCUAUUUCAUUUGAGGACUUUUUAACUGUGGCUCUUAGUUGUAGUGUCUAAAAUAUACCUAAUAGUAUUUUAACAGGAGAAGAAAUUAGAAAAACAUGCAAUGUGCUUUUUUUAAUCACUCAGGGUAAACAAGAUGCACAGAAAUAUAAACUUUCAUCCAAA
Orussus abietinus is the source of this 923-nucleotide messenger RNA. It is a transcript of the gene Pef, whose product is annotated as peflin. Gene Ontology annotation, biological process: COPII vesicle coat assembly. Lineage: Eukaryota; Metazoa; Arthropoda; Insecta; Hymenoptera; Orussidae. The record is from RefSeq and is a predicted model, not a curated record. The transcript is spliced from 4 exons. Bases 273 to 812 code for a protein of 179 amino acids. Gene Ontology annotation, molecular function: calcium ion binding.